Mizuhopecten yessoensis (Yesso scallop) is the source of this 1934-nucleotide messenger RNA. RefSeq lists its product as uncharacterized. The transcript has 2 exons. Bases 1 to 1356 code for a protein of 451 amino acids. The record is from RefSeq and is a predicted model, not a curated record. Lineage: Eukaryota; Metazoa; Mollusca; Bivalvia; Pectinida; Pectinidae.
AUGCUUGAUUCCACGGACAGCGAGCAGAUGUCUGUGCUUCUGUCCAAAUACCUGGACCACGACUACACAGGAACACAGGAAGACGCAUACAUCAGGAAGAAGGCACAUACUUUAUUGGAGCAUUUAAACAAUCAUCCAAUGAUUUCUAUCUGUUUUGCUGGAAGCAUGGCAGAGGGAAUUCAGGUGCCUGGUUCAGACAGUGACGAAAUGUUGAUCGAUGAACAUGUUACAGUAAUGUACCCUGAUCAGUGUAUUCCUCCAGACACGGUAUAUAAAACAAUCCUGCUCAUAAGAAAGGCGGACUGCCGUCCUGGUUAUGUCCACUUACAGCUAGAACAGAUAGGACAGAAAUACAGUGUUCUAUGUUUUCCAUGUAAAACCUGGCCAAAUGAGGCUAACGAAUGGAUUACUCGUACUCGCCUGUACGGAUGGCCACACCAAGGCCUGAUCAACACAAUUGUACACAACGGAUGCCAUCUUGUCCCAGUCGGGGACAAAUGUUCAGGGAACACUUUAUUACAAUGGAGAAUAUCCUUUGCAAAAGCAGAGAUAUCUUUAGUUCACUCAUUCAGUCACAUUCAGCUCAAAGUAUAUUGUUUACUGAAAUUAUUUUUGAAACAAAUAAAAGAACAAUUAAGAGAAACCAUUGGGGAUGAUGAUAUUUUGUGCUCCUACUUUUUGAAAACAACCCUUUUUCAUGCAAUAGAGAAUUCCAACCAACUGUUCUGGCAAGAAAAAAACUUGUUUUAUUGUUUCUGGUUUUGCUUCAACAUACUGAUUGCUUGGGUCAGAGCAGGAGUCUGUCCCCAUUACUUCAUUGAGGCCAACAACUUGUUUGAAAGGAAAGUCCAUGGACAACAUCAGCGAAUACUGUUAGAUGUUUUGAACAACUACUGUCAGAUGAAAUGGAAGUGUCUUUCAGUGGGAAACUUCAUCAAACCCUCGAUAUGGGAACAUCUGUGUAAUACCUCAGAACAAGCUUUUCUCAUGCGUCCCAAAACUGUACAGGAAAAUGUAUUCAGACAGGAUGCUUUAGUUGCUUCCCUUCUACAAACAAAUGGACCUACCAUGGAAAACAGUUUAAGGCAGGCAAUUCAUUCAUUAUCGACAUCACACACAGAACUGGAUGACAUUUUCACACACAACUUUGCCAUGAAAUGCCUUCGAAGACUUGCAACAGAAAAGGCUUAUCCCGAUCAAAUGGUUGCUAGAGACAACAAGACAAGGUACAAGAGUUUAAAAAAAUGUAAACGCUGGAUGAGUCCGAGUGCCUCAAUGGGCACUGACCUGCUGUAUUUGGCAACUUUUCAUUUUCUGACGGGAAAUUUCUUCAAAACCCUGGAUAUGUUACAAUAAAUAUCAAAGGCUAUAUCCAGAACUAAACAAAAUACACCGAUUUGAACGUACAUCAAACAGACUGCAGAAAAUGUAUGCAAACGAGGUAAUGUUUCAACAUACAGACAUUUACCUUCCUCAUUUCUAUCUAGAUAAAAAUAUUGCGUUUUUAUUCCACCACUACCCUAUGCUUUGUUCCUUUCCUUCAUGUGCUGUCAUAAGCUUGGGGACACUAGUCGACGUGAUGAAGCAUUAUGGCACCUGAUAGAGGUCCAAAGUGACGACGUCCAAGGGAGACACAAAUACUGGAUAGUUUCUACUCUACUGGGGAUUUGUUACCAAACAAUCGGGGACAAUCACAUGGCUAUCGAGGCUUACUGGGAAUCAACAAAGAGCAAGGCUAAAUUUCAUGCGAUGAAUCCUGCCAGAGAGAGGAUAGCGGUGGUGUAUCUUUGCAUGUAUGCCUCACUGAGGUCUGAUAGAGGAGAGUAGUGGUGUAUAUAUGUAUGUAUGCCUCACAGAGGUCUGACAGAGGAUAGCAGUGGUGUAUAUAUGUAUGUAUGCCUCACUGAGGUCUGACAGUGGAUAGCUGUGGUUUA